ACAAAGCAAAAACUGCAAAACCAAAACAUUUUAUGUUUCUGGAUUCUGCCUGAGUCCAUGAAGAAAUUGAAGACCAUAAUGGGUUAUUCAACGUGAAAAAUUCAUUGAGGGGUUUUUUUCCGGUUUUGCGGAUCGUUCAAGCGAUUGGGAUUUGAAAAAUUCUGGUUAGGUAAGAGACAGUGGCUUGUAUUGACGCUGUUCUCGAUGUUCGCAGUCAAAGUAAUCUGUGGGAACGUUUUUCUCAUCCAUUCCAUUUGCCGUUUGCUCACUCUCUUGCAAAGCCGGAGGCACUAAAAUGCCACCAAAAUCUGCCCACAAAGCGAAGCACUUCAUCCCAGCGCCACCGUUAGCGAUUCAGGGAUUUCGGGAGGACAUGACAAACUUGUUAACGGCUUUCCUGGCAAAAAACUCGUUUCGGUUCGAGGAUUUCGUUGGUUUAUGGGAAGAAAUGAAAUUUUCCUAUAUUUAUGGGGGGACGCAGACCGAUCGAGGAGGAACUGCAGAAAUUAACGAGUUUGCUACGAAAUGCUUCCGCGAAGCGGUGGUACUGUGUUCGCCUACGAACCAACCGCUUAAUCGCACUGCUGGACUGUAUCUUCUGUAUUCGCUGUAUAUAACGCGCCCUUUAUACUGCCAUACUCGAAUCCGUAUCCAUCCAACUGUGGAAUUCCUUCCCUUAACUGAGUUUAUGAAUGUUCUGUUGGGUCAUGAACAUUUUGACGCGGUAUUUUUGUUCCUUGAACUCAUGGACCAGCAAGCCUUUGUCUUCACUGUGACACCGCUAGAGAUGGGAUAUCAUACUCAACAAGCCAAAGCGUUUCGGGAUGACGCAAGCGCGAUACACACGUAUGUCCCGGAAAUUCCGGCGCUGUUGUCCAGUUCCACGUUUACGAAUAUGUUGGCUCAAGAUGACGCUUAUACUUCUGCAAAGGCUGAACUUGUGGGGAAAAUGUCAAAUCAUUCUCAGUUCAACUCGGACCAGCUGGAGUACACUUCGGAAUUCAAACAGAAACUUGACCAUAUCAUCCAGGGAUACAAGGAUUCCGCUGCGGAUUCCACGGCGGAAACUAAUCCGGAAAGACAGACUGAGUGCGCUGCCGACGAAGCGGACACGAACGACAUUGAUGCCGAAGAAACUGUUGGUCAGCGGCGUCAACGCUUACGUCGAGAGAUGAUGAAACGAUCGGUGAAAGUGAGAUACGAAAUCUAAGAUGGAGUUUUGUUUUUUUGUGGAAUGGAUACAUUCUUACAAGUUCUCUGCUUCAGUAAAUCAGUCUUUCAGCCAGAAUCUGCUUACGUUUCAUAAUGUCAAUAAGCAUAUCUUAUCCAAAGUUGAUCGUCUACGAGAUCGUCAAAUGAUUCAAGAACAGAAGAGCUUUGCACUGCUGUAUUAUGUUUAGUCUUUUAACGGAAUGAAAACUGUGAUUUUGAAUGGC
Paramacrobiotus metropolitanus is the source of this 1436-nucleotide messenger RNA. Its product is annotated as snRNA-activating protein complex subunit 1-like. Bases 296 to 1210 code for a protein of 304 amino acids. The transcript is spliced from 8 exons. Gene Ontology annotation, biological process: snRNA transcription by RNA polymerase III; snRNA transcription by RNA polymerase II. Lineage: Eukaryota; Metazoa; Tardigrada; Eutardigrada; Parachela; Macrobiotidae. Gene Ontology annotation, cellular component: snRNA-activating protein complex. Gene Ontology annotation, molecular function: sequence-specific DNA binding. The record is from RefSeq and is a predicted model, not a curated record.